UGUUUGCGAUAUCAACUGAGCCGAGUCAUCGUGUGAUGAAGCGGAUGUUUUGCAUGUGGCGUUUGCGGGGAAGCCGUAUUUGGUACCGCACUACAGGCGUUGAGCCGAGGCAACUUCCUUCACCAAAUCCUAUGGGCAACACCAAACCCAUACCUGAAGCCCGACACCAGAAACAUUUUUGGUGAACAUGUUGCAACAGUCCUUACGCGCUUCUUCGUCAACAGCAGGCUUCUUCCAAACCCUACCUGCCUUACCGCCGCAAUACACAUCACCGGACUCAUUGUCUGCAAGGGGAGAGCCAGAAUCUCCGCCACAAAACGCCACGGAAGCAUCAGACGACAAAGUCCUCUGUCGCAUCCUUGAUCUAUACCUGCCAAAAGAUGCCAAAGCAGUAACGCAGCAUGCCCACCGCAUUGCUCGAUUAUCCCUCGAUCCCGACGUUCUCGCCAACGCCACAGAUGCAGAAACAAAUCAUCCCGUGCUACGUCCCCUAACAACAUUCGGGGAAGAAAACAGAAAUGACCCGCUUUGGACUACUGCAGGCUGGCGGAAGCUGAAAGACAUUGGCUACGAAGAGGGCAUCGUCGCCGUGGCGUACGACAAGUCGAACACCGCUUUCAACCGCCGAAUUCACCAAUUUGCCAAUGUGUAUCUCUGGGGUCCAACUGGGACUAUGACUGGUUGUCCACAGAGUAUGACGGAUGGCGCUGCUGUAUUGAUGAGCAGGCACUUGCGAGAUCCGGAUGGGGACCAGCCGGGCCGCAGCCAGGUCUUUGAGGAGGUGUAUCGUAGGCUGACAAGUCGGAAUCACAAAGAAGCAUGGACUAGUGGUCAAUGGAUGACGGAACGAACAGGGGGCAGUGAUGUUUCUGGCACGGAGACAGUAGCAAACCGAUUGACGCCAGAAGAGAUCGAGCGAGAAAUCUCAGAAGGCAGACAAUCAGACGCUGUUGGUAUGCCACUAGGAAACUGGAAGAUUGACGGCUUCAAAUGGUUUAGCAGCGCGACAGAUUCAGAGAUGAGUGUGCUGCUUGCCCGCACGGCCAAAGGUGGUCUGUCAGCGUUCUAUAUCCCAAUGCGUCGACGCGUGAAGAGAAAAAGCCUGCUUCACGAUGCCGCGCUCCCAACCGAGCUCAAUGGCAUUCGUAUCCAGCGCCUGAAGAACAAGCUUGGCACCAAGUCUCUGCCGACCGCAGAACUCGAGCUCAAGGGUGCCCGCGGCUGGCUCGUAGGCACUGAAGGGCAAGGCGUGAAAGAGAUAUCAGCUAUACUGAACAUCACCCGUUUACACACAGCGGUGACCAGCGCAGCAAGCUGGGCACGCGGCCUCGCCAUCUGCCGUGCUUACAGCAAGGUCCGCAAGGUUCGUGGCGGUCUGCUCGCGGACAACCCUGCGCAUCUACGAUGGAUGGCAGACGAGACGGUCAAGUACUGGGCCGGUACGCAUUUUGCCUUUCUAGGUGUCGCGUUGCAAGGCGCGCUGGACCAGGGCUGGGAAAAUGCAGUGCAGAACACGAGGGCCUCCAAGCUGAUACCACAAGAUAAGGCACAGACUGCAGACCUCCUCCGUCUGGUUUUACCAGCUAUGAAGGCGCAGAUCAGUGUAGCGUCUGUGCAUGGUCUGAGGAACUGCAUGGAAUGCCUAGGUGGCGUUGGAUAUUGCGAGAACAAUGAAGAUGGCGGAUUGAUGAACAUCGCAAAGAUUUAUCGCGAUCAGUUGGUCAAUCCGAUAUGGGAGGGUACUGUCAGUGUCAUGGCAGAAGAUUGCGUACGUGUCAUACUCGAUAAAAGACUCGGAAAUGGCGACGUAAUGGCGAAUGUUUUUGCGCCUUGGAUCCGAGGCGUGAUCGGAGCGAUGGGUGCAGAAUCGAAUGUCGAAGUCGAUGCCAUUGAGCAGAGACUCAAGGACUUGCUUGGCCUAGUGCAGGGUGCCUCAAAGGAGGAACUUCUCUAUCAUGGGCGAGACAUUCUUGAUUCUGUUGAGUUCAUCACAAGCAGUCUGGUUCUGCUGUACGAUGCAAGGACAAGUCCCGACACGGCCGUGCUUGAAGUCGUCAGACGUUAUAUCCGCUCGAACUCAAAUAAGGCGACUACUUGUUCCUCACGGGACGCAUUGGCCAAAACGAUGAUUGAGGAUAAAGCUAUAUUCCUAGGUUCGAUGAGCGCGCACCAGGGGGUUUCUGCAAAGUUGUAGAUAGCUUACUUACUCGACUGAGGAGAGGACUGUCAAUGGUUAUCAUGCCUACUCCACCUGGUUUUGUUUCUUCACUCUUUUGACGGGCGCCGGCUUCCUCGAGGCUUCGACCGCAUACGUCCACCUUCUUGCAUUUUCGCCAUCAACAAAACGUCUCACAUGCUCUGGUACCUCCUUUACCCUAUUGUACGGCCCGCCUACGGGCUCACCCAGCUUCUCGUAAACCGGGAUAACGC
Molecule: messenger RNA, 2430 nt
Organism: Paraphaeosphaeria sporulosa
Lineage: Eukaryota; Fungi; Ascomycota; Dothideomycetes; Pleosporales; Didymosphaeriaceae
Exons: 2
Coding region: 188-2194 (668 amino acids)
Molecular function (GO): oxidoreductase activity, acting on the CH-CH group of donors
Source: RefSeq, a predicted model, not a curated record